GUCGAGGUGCGCGCAAGCUAGCCCGGACACCACGGUUAUAAAAAAAAAUUAAAAUAAUAAUAAUCGGCUAAAUUCUAUUUUAAAGGUUCCUUCACCAUUACUUUUAGGAUUUAAGUAAUAUAUACUAAUAGCGUAAAAUUUUACAUUAUCGAUGAAUUUUAACAUGUGAUAGUUGGUUGAUUACCGAUUGACACUUGUUAAGAUAUUGACAUAUAAUUAACUAAUAAGACUUGAUUGUGUAAAUAUAACCUGGUACAUGUUCAAGAAUCUAAGCUUAUUCAAGUGCUAAAAUGGUAUUACUUCCAUCUCAAUUUAACAAUAUAGUACGGCGCAAUUAUCAAGGUUUAAUGCUAAUUGUCAUUCUUUGGGGGGGGGGAGGAUGGGCGAUUAAAACGUUCUUUUAUAAUUAUGAAAACUCGAGAUGGGACGUAGAGUGAUGAGCCCAAAGUGCAAGGAGUGCCCAAAAUAAAGGCUAUUUCCAUCUUCUUCAAUCUUAGGUCUUGGUUCUUAUUGGCGAAUAUUUAUAUGAUGCCUCCUAAGGGCAAAAAGCAAUAUCACUGUCAAACUUUAACUCUCGAUAUGCUUAGCAGCCUCCCUGAGAAUGUAAUUGAUGAUAUUCUUGUGCGUUUGCCUUUACGAGAUGUUGUGAGGACUAGCAUCUUAUCAAAGAAAUGGAGGUAUAACUGGUGCAGACUUCCAGAAUUGGCGCUUGAUCAAACACUCUGGAUAACCAAAAAGGAUUUAAUGUACUUUACACAUAAAUUUACAAAGAUUGUCAACCACAUUAUGAGAUUUCAUGAUGGACCAAUCACAAAGUUCACCCUCUUCAUUCCUUAUUUGGAAAGAUCUCCUAAUAUUGACAAAUUGAUACGUUUCCUCCGUAGAAAUGGCAUUCGGCAUCUUGUUCUUAGACUUCCAAUCAGGGGUAACCCGUACGAAUUGCCGCCUUCAUUUUUCACGUGUUUCGAGUUGAGGCAUUUGACUCUCCAAAAUUGUUCAGUACAACCUCCACCAGCCUGCAGAGGAUUUGAUAGGCUAAUUAGCCUGGAAUUACGUGAUGUUACAAUUUCUUCCAAGUUGCUUGAAAGUUUAAUCUCUCAUUGCUUGUUGCUUGAGCAAUUAGUGCUGCAGAUCUCAAGUGCGUUAAGCGAUGUCAUUGGAAUUAAUGCUCCCAUGCUGAGAUCUUUUGACUUCACAGGCAGUAUGAGUUCUAUCUGUUUAAAACGUAGCCCUCUUCUGGCAAAACUUUCACUUAUGCAUAGGGAAUAUUAUGUGGCGGCACGAAAAAGUAAUAUUGCCGAGUUUUUUGAGUCCUUUUCUGCUCUAGAAUACCUCCACUUAAAUGACAUGUCCUUUGUUGCAGGAGCAGGUGAAAUACCAACAAGGCUUUCGUUUAAUCUUAACUGUGUCAAACAUCUUCGCAUAUCUAGUAUUUUUCUGGGUUGCUGGGAUGAGGUUGCAUGCGCUCUUUGUCUGAUAAAAAGCUUUCCAUAUUUACAAUAUAUGGAAAUUAAGGUGGAGCGCGAUGACAAUGAUAUACCAGCUCUAGAAUGUCUUGACGUGGAACGUUUCUCAGAUGUGUCAUUUAAUCACCUCAGGGAAGUUAAGCUAAUACAAACUAAUGGCACAAUCCCUGAGAUGCAGCUUAUGAAGCUUUUGUUGGCCGUGUCUCCCGGGCUGGAGAGAAUGCUAAUCGAGCCAUGUCUAGUUGAAGAUUCUGCAGCUGUCAGAUUACUCGCUGAGCUAACAAAAUUUCAGCGGGCAUCACCUGAAGCAGAAGUUGUCUAUAACUUGGAUAAGCAUCCAUAUAACCGUCCUGUUUGAUACCCACGGUGUGGGAUUAUACUGGGUAUGUUGUUGUUGUAUAACCAUCCUGUUUGAUCUUCACGUCUCUUUAAUCAGAUCAUGAUCUUUUGCGAAAGUGUUUUGGAAGUUGAAGUGAAUAGAUAGAAACGAAUGUUGAUGCUAUAGUAUAACUCUGUGUUUUGCCUAAUUGCCAUAAGAUUGAGAGAAGUAGGAACAUCAGUUCGGGGAUGUAAAUGAAUGUGGAUAUAUGGUUUCUUUUGACUUUGUGAUUACAGUGCAUGGCUUUUUACUUUA
Molecule: messenger RNA, 2100 nt
Organism: Nicotiana tabacum (common tobacco)
Lineage: Eukaryota; Viridiplantae; Streptophyta; Magnoliopsida; Solanales; Solanaceae
Product: F-box/FBD/LRR-repeat protein At1g13570-like
Molecular function (GO): protein binding
Source: RefSeq, a predicted model, not a curated record